This is a messenger RNA of Stegastes partitus (bicolor damselfish), 1036 nucleotides long. RefSeq names its product signal peptidase complex subunit 2 (gene spcs2). Gene Ontology annotation, biological process: protein targeting to ER. The record is from RefSeq and is a predicted model, not a curated record. Gene Ontology annotation, cellular component: signal peptidase complex; membrane. Bases 35 to 643 code for a protein of 202 amino acids. The transcript has 5 exons. NCBI's taxonomy places the organism in Eukaryota, Metazoa, Chordata, Actinopteri, Pomacentridae.
GGUCACAGGUGCCGUAUUUGUAGCGGAAGCGAAGAUGGCUGCUGCGAGGAACGGGAAGAGCGGGCUGCUGGAGAAAUGGAGGAUCGAUGAGAAGCCGGUGAAGAUCGAUAAAUGGGACGGAGCCGCCGUGAAGAACUCUCUGGACGACGCCGCCAAGAAGGUGCUGCUGGAGAAGUACGGCUACGUGGAGAACUUCCAGCUGGUGGACGGCCGGCUGCUCAUCUGCACCGUGUCCUGCCUGUUCGCCAUGCUGGCGCUGGUCUGGGACUACCUGCACCCGUUUCCCGAGUCCAGACCGGUUCUGGCCUGCUGCGUCAUCUCGUACUUCAUCAUGAUGGGCAUCCUGACGCUCUACACGUCCUACAAGGAGAAGAACAUCUUCCUGGUGGCGCUGCAGAAGGACCCGGCCGGGAUGGACCCGGACCACGUCUGGCAGCUUUCUUCGUCCCUCAAACGGUUCGACGACCAGUACACCCUCAGAGUCUCCUUCACCGACGGCAAGUCGAGGAACACGAGGGAGGCCGAGUUCACCAAGUCGGUGUCGGCGUUCUUCGACGAGAACGGGACUCUGGUGAUGGACCAGUUUGAGAAGAGCGUCUCCAAACUGCACGACACUCUGGCCACGGACAAGAAAACCAAAUAAAGAACCGGCCGGAGGCUCGACGGCAUCGGUUCGGUUCAGACUCUGACGGAGUUCCUUCGUUUCGGUCGGUUCGUUGGUUUCAGUUCGAUCCGGCGAGCGGUCGGUUGUUUUCGUUAAGCUUCACGGUAAAUCUUUAAUUUCGACUAAUGACACAAAGUUUAGGCAACUUUCAGAACAAAUGAUCUGUGACAUCAUCAAUCAGUGACGCAUGACCAGAUGACAGGGUUUGAUAAGCAGAUGUUGUUCUACAGGCUCACACAGAUGUUUGUGUACAGAAGCUGUUUUUAUAUACGUUGUUCAGACAUUAUUAACCGUCCCAGAAGUCUUUGUCAUGGUCCUGUUGCUGCUAAACUCCCACAAUGCUCUCUGCUGCCACCAUGAGCUGUAGUCUGA